Ziziphus jujuba (common jujube) is the source of this 2055-nucleotide messenger RNA. Its product is annotated as LOB domain-containing protein 16. The transcript has 2 exons. Gene Ontology annotation, cellular component: nucleus. Bases 1213 to 1830 code for a protein of 205 amino acids. Gene Ontology annotation, biological process: hormone-mediated signaling pathway; positive regulation of DNA-templated transcription. Lineage: Eukaryota; Viridiplantae; Streptophyta; Magnoliopsida; Rosales; Rhamnaceae. The record is from RefSeq and is a predicted model, not a curated record.
UUUAUUUUAAGUGCAAAUGGAGGUGUGCUUGGUAAAAAUGAUGGGUUUUUAUUAAAAAAGUAACUUUAGUUUUUGUCUUGCUUACUUUUUAAGUAGUUUCUUAAUUUUCUGUCUCAUGCGAUGAAUGGAGGAUACCGCACGAGGUUAUAACACAACUUUCACUUUCUAUUAAAAUUAAAAGUUACUCUUUCAACUCCAAACAGCCACUUAUAGUUUCCUUGCUAUACACAUUAAUUUCCACGAAAACAAAAUAACUGUUAAAAUAUGAAGAAAAUAACCUGUUGAUUUAAUUAAGAGCAAUCCCAUUUUGAGAAUCUGGGUGGAGAGCAUUGCUGAUUUCUUAUUAAAUAAAAAAAUAAUUAGUAUGUUGAUCAAAAUUUGUCCUUUACCACCAUAUAAAUUAAUAAUUUGCAGCAAUAUAAAAUAUGAAUAAAUAUAAAUUUGGUUGAGGUAUCUGAAUCAUUAAGAGUAGUGGUUGUCGUUAGACGUUUUACCGGCAGGUGGCACUAACACACAGCGUCACAAGGCGACAAAUAGCAGCAGCAGCAGCUCCCAGGUGCGGCGUUCGGCGGAAAAUAUAUAAAACAUUGCCUAAACCCCCAAUUUUCAAUCUUUAUACCAAAAUAAACAAAUUCUUUAGAUAAUAUGAAACUUAUAUAAAAGAAUUAACAAUAUAUAUAUAUAUAUACAUAUGGUGAAAUGAUAUUGAUAAGCCAUCAAUUUGAAAAAUUAUGGAUUUAAAAUUUCAAAAUAAAAAAAGAGAUUAUUAUAAUGAUAAUAUAUGUAUACAUGUGAAAACAGAAAAAAUAACGUUAAAAAUGAAAUUGGGACUAAGCCAAUAAAGAAGGUAGACCCAUAUUGCAAGCACCAUUAAAAAAAUGUUCCCCAAGAACCCUACAGAAGGGCCUUCCAUGUUCCCCAUUUACACCCUUAUAAGAAUCCCCUCUUUCCCUUUUAUGCUCUUCUUAACACUCAAAAUUGCCCCACUUCCCCACCUUAGUCCUUUACUACCCCUUACCCUUAAGACAAACUAAACUCCCUCCUCCAUUUUUUUUGCACCAUUUCCUAGUGUGCUCGUGUGCCUUAAUUUUUUAUAACUCUCUCUCUCUCUCUCUUGCUUCUUUCUUUUUCUUCUCUCUAUCAGUUUCUGUAUCUGUUAUCUCUCUCUCUAUCUCUCUCUCUCUCUCUUCCUCUCUGAGUUUGAUAGAAGACAUGGCAUCUGGGACUCAUGGAACAGGGUCUCCUUGCGGGGCAUGCAAGUUUCUCAGGCGCAAGUGUGCAUCCGAUUGUAUAUUUGCUCCUUAUUUUUGCUCCGAACAAGGACCUGCCCGUUUUGCAGCCAUUCACAAAGUGUUUGGUGCUAGCAAUGUUUCUAAGCUGCUUUUGCAUGUCCCUGUUCCUGAUCGCUGUGAGGCAGUUGUCACAAUUGCUUAUGAGGCUCAAGCAAGGAUUAGAGACCCUGUUUAUGGAUGUGUUGCUCACAUUUUUGCCUUGCAACAGCAGGUGGCAUGCCUGCAAGCACAAUUGAUGCAGGCAAAAGCUCAACUAGCUCAAAACCUGAUUGAAUCAAGGAAUAUGGAAAAUCAAUGGCCAGGAUUUGCCAAUGGAGGCGCCAACUUUCCAAACUAUGGGAACUACAGGAACCCCAUUUCACCUCAAAGCUCACUCGAAUCGGUUGAGCAUAACAAUGAUGGAAUGAGCACGCAGGAAUUACAAGGCUGCAGAGAGGAUUUCUCACUUCUCCAACCUUGUUCUAAGAAAAGACCAAAUAAUGCAACUACGGACUUGGGUGAGCUUCAGGCUUUGGCCCUCAGAAUGAUGAGGAACUAGCUAGCUAAUGAUCACGUAUCAUGAUGAUGAGCUAGCUAUAUAUAUAUGCCCAAAAAUGAAUGUAUAUAUACAGAGUCUUAAUUUGGGGAGAAAAAAAAAAUUACUACAAUUUGAUAAUUAGUCAAAAUGUAGGAGUUUUGCUUUUUGUUCGACCAAAAACUUUAAUCUGUUACUUCUUCUGCAAUGAAUGAGUAAUAAGAUAAUAGUUUAUUUUCUCUGCGUGAA